Juglans microcarpa x Juglans regia is the source of this 2817-nucleotide messenger RNA. Its product is annotated as linoleate 13S-lipoxygenase 3-1, chloroplastic-like. The coding region runs from base 5 to 2785 and encodes 926 amino acids. The transcript is spliced from 9 exons. Gene Ontology annotation, biological process: lipid oxidation. The record is from RefSeq and is a predicted model, not a curated record. Gene Ontology annotation, molecular function: metal ion binding; oxidoreductase activity, acting on single donors with incorporation of molecular oxygen, incorporation of two atoms of oxygen; protein binding. NCBI's taxonomy places the organism in Eukaryota, Viridiplantae, Streptophyta, Magnoliopsida, Fagales, Juglandaceae.
ACAUAUGGUAAAUGCAAUCAUGACUACGAAACUCCUCAUGAGUGCAUUUAUCGUGGGAGACUGCCAGCUUUUUAUUACUCCCUUUCCAAGAUCUCUUCCCCGUAGCCAUCCCCUUCAGCACACAAUCUUUCGGCCUACUCGUAUGAAAAUACUGCAACUGAGGAAGCAGCUGGGAGUGAUCAGAUCUGGAACAUCUGCCGCGGCUCAGUACACUCAUGUAAACAAUCGGCCGCCGGUGAAAACUGAUCAUGUUGAUCAGAAACUUGUGGCAUUGAGCGUUACAGCUCUGGUCACUAUUAGGAAUAAUGAGAUGGGAAAUCUCAUGGAAAUGAUGCCUCAGUUAAUGUUAAAUGCUUCAAAUCCCAAGCAGCUGGGAGGUGUUGUUCUUCAGCUUGUUAGCAGUACUGAAAUCGAUCCAAGAACGAUGAAGCCAAAGAUGAGCAAGGAAACAAUAUUGGACUGGUCCAUGAAAGUACCAACCGCAGGUGGUGAGACGAGUACUUACAGAGUUGAUUUCAUGGUGGAGUCGGACUUCGGCGUGCCAGGAGCCAUCACAGUGUGCAACAAAUACCAGAAGGAAUUCUUUUUGGAAAGCAUCGCCAUUGAAGGAGUUGUUCAUGAGUUUGUGUGCAACUCUUGGGUACAGCCUGAAAAGGUCUAUGCCGGUAAAAGAAUUUUCUUGUCCAAUAAGGCGUAUUUGCCCUGGGAAACUCCAGCGGGACUCAAGGAGCUAAGAGAUGAAGAACUGAGGGAACUUCAGGGUGAUGGAAAAGGACUCAGGAUACCUUCUGACAGAGUAUACGACUACGACGUAUACAACGACUUAGGCAAUCCAGACCAGGGAAUCGAAUACGUGAGGCCAACCCUUGGAGGUCAAAAGAACCCUCAUCCAAGACGUUGUCGUACUGGACGGCCUCCUACUGAUACAGAUAUAAAUCAAGAGUCGCGUCUGAAUGCCUCCCAGUCUAUAUACGUGCCGAGAGAUGAAGUGCUGGAGAAGGGCAAAAGAGAUGCUUUCAAUCUGGGGAAGUUGAAGGGAAUACUCCGGAAUAUAAUCCCGUCCUUAACUGUCGCAAAGAGUGAUGAUGUUUUCAAAUGUUUUUCUGAUCUUAACAGCCUCUACAAAGAGAGGACUCUUCAUGAAAUGAAGCCACGAGAUGGAAGUCAUGAGAAGAUGAUCAAGCGUUCAUUUCCAAAGAUUUUAAGAAAGGUGCAAGAUUCUGUAGAAGAAUUCUUCAAGUUUGACCCUCCACAGAUCAUCUCCAGGGAUACAUCUUGUUGGUUACGGGAUGAUGAAUUUAGCCGUCAAGCUCUCGCAGGGAUAAACCCUUUAAGCAUAGAAAUUCUCAAGGAUUUUCCACCUAAAAGCAAAUUGGAUCCCUCCAUCUACGGUGCACAAGAAUCAGCACUCAGAGAAGAACAUAUUGAAGGCCAUCUAAAUGGGAUGUCGGUACAACAGGCAAUGGAAGAGAAUAAGUUGUUCAUACUAGACUAUCAUGACAUGUAUCUCCCAUUUCUCAACCAAAUAAACAGUCUUGAAGACCGUAAAGCCUAUGCAACUCGCACAAUCUUCUUCUUAACCCCAAUGGGAACAUUAAAGCCUAUUGCUAUCGAGCUCAGCCUUCCAGCAGUGGAUCCAAAUUCUUCUCCAAACCAGGUCCUCACACCUCCUGUAGAUGCUACCACACAUUGGCUCUGGCAGCUUGGAAAAGCUCAUGUCUGCUCCAACGAUUCUGGUGUUCAUCAACUUGUUCAUCACUGGUUGCGCACCCAUGCAUGCAUGGAACCAUUAAUAAUAGCUGCUCACCGACAGCUGAGUGUGAUGCACCCCAUAUACAAACUUUUGGAUCCUCACAUGCGAUACACAUUGAAGAUAAACGCAAUGGCCCGUGAAACUCUCAUCAAUGCCGGAGGUAUCAUCGAGACGAACUUCACAGCCGGCAAAUAUUGCAUGCAGAUUAGCUGUGCUGCCUACGGGAACUGGUGGCGCUUUGACCAAGAAAACCUUCCCGCAGAUCUCAUUAGAAGAGGAGUAGCGGUACCAGACCAAACUCAAGCCCAUGGCCUAAGACUACUCAUUGAAGAUUAUCCUUAUGCAACAGAUGGGCUCCUCAUAUGGUCUGCAAUUGAAGACUUGGUUCAGACUUAUGUGGGUUACUACUACACAGAUGCAAAUGCAGUCUGUUCAGAUUUGGAGCUUCAAACUUGGUACAAUGAGUCGAUCAAUGUGGGCCAUGCUGAUCUGCGACAUGCUAGUUGGUGGCCAAAACUCUCUACUCCUGAUGAUCUUACCUCCAUAAUCACCACAAUAAUCUGGCUCGCAUCAGCUCAGCAUGCAGCAUUGAACUUUGGGCAGUACCCUUAUGGUGGUUACGUCCCAACACGACCACCAUUAAUGCGACAACUCAUACCAAAAGAGAAUGAUCCUGAGUACAAACUUUUUGUCUCUGAUCCGCAGGGAUAUUUCUUAUCCUCUUUGCCAAGUUGGAGUCAAACAACGAAAUAUAUGGCUGUGAUUGAUAUAAUUUCAUCACACUCACCUGACGAAGAAUAUAUAGGAGUGAGGAAAGAUUUAUCGACCUGGUCGGGAGACACUGAGAUCAUUGAGGCAUUUUACAGAUUUUCAAUGGAGAUAAGAAGAAUUGAAAAGGAAAUUGAGAAGAAAAACUCUGAUAUAAACCUUAGGAACAGAUUUGGGGCAGGGAUUUCACCAUAUGAGCUGCUCAUGCCGAGCUCAGGGCCUGGGGUUACCUGCAGAGGAGUGCCCAAUAGCAUAACAGUGUGAAUAUUGAAUAAUUCAAAUGUUUAUAAUAGUCC